UAUUGGUGGCAGUGCAGGGAGUUCUAGUUUCACAGGUUCCGACCUUCUCCCACCGUUCUUUGGGUGUAAACUUCCCCGGAUUUUUAAUUCUUUCAAACUGCCAACGUCCUAAAUGGCCACUGAAAAGGAAAAAGGAACAUGCCGAGACAUCAGCCUGCAUCCCUGCGCAUGUGCAGUGACCUGAGCUGCGAAUCCUGGGCGUGGCCUGAGCGUGGAUACUUCGCGCUUGCGCUCAUCUCGCUCCGUGCGGCUGCCGCCGGGAGGCUAUUGGAGUAUGUCGGCCCCGUUUGAGGAGCGCAGUGGGGUGGUUCCGUGCGGAACGCCGUGGGGCCAGUGGUACCAGACCUUGGAGGAGGUGUUCAUUGAAGUUCAGGUGCCGCCUGGCACUCGCGCCCAGGAUAUCCAGUGCGGCCUGCAGAGCCGGCAUGUGGCGCUGGCCGUGGGUGGUCGCGAGAUCCUCAAGGGCAAGCUCUUUGAUUCAACAAUAGCUGAUGAGGGAACAUGGACUUUGGAGGACAGGAAAAUGGUCCGUAUUGUUCUUACAAAGACAAAGAGAGAUGCAGCAAAUUGUUGGACUUCUCUUCUGGAAUCUGAAUAUGCAGCUGAUCCUUGGGUGCAAGACCAAAUGCAGAGAAAACUUACAUUAGAGAGAUUCCAGAAGGAAAAUCCUGGUUUUGACUUCAGUGGAGCAGAAAUCUCAGGAAACUACACUAAAGGUGGACCAGAUUUCUCAAAUCUUGAAAAAUAACUACUACUUUUCUUUCACUGCAUUCUGUGGAUCCCAACAAAGUUGCCAACAUAAAGGAACAGAUUAUGUGGGGGAAGGAAAAUGUGGAUACCUGCAGUUAACAAAUUGCAAAAUAUAUUUAACUAUGGUUCUAAAAAUUGCAUUCAAAUAUCAUUUACAUAGGAAACAAAUACUGUGGAAACUAUUCUACUGAUAUAGAGUAACUUUUUUUUGGACUUGUUUUUUUGCUCAGCAUGAAGUUUUAUAUGCUGCAUUUUACUAAUUUCAUAUUUAACCUGUAUUUUUAAUACAAAAAACAUUAGGAUAUAGAUCAUGUGAAAUGACCGGUGCCUUCAGGGACAAUUAAAUUUUUCUUUCAAUAAGUGUAAUGCAGGAAUAAUGUUCAAUAAACUUUUCUAAAUAGGAA
Messenger RNA from Lutra lutra (Eurasian river otter), 1154 nucleotides. RefSeq names its product NudC domain containing 2 (gene NUDCD2). The record is from RefSeq and is a predicted model, not a curated record. The transcript is spliced from 4 exons. Gene Ontology annotation, cellular component: cytoplasm. Bases 275 to 748 code for a protein of 157 amino acids. Gene Ontology annotation, biological process: protein folding. Lineage: Eukaryota; Metazoa; Chordata; Mammalia; Carnivora; Mustelidae.